This is a messenger RNA of Acanthoscelides obtectus, 3528 nucleotides long. The record is from the annotation of a GenBank genome assembly. NCBI's taxonomy places the organism in Eukaryota, Metazoa, Arthropoda, Insecta, Coleoptera, Chrysomelidae.
CUGUGGUUUUGCUUUCCAGUUUACGAGAAGGUUUAUGGUUGCCGUGGUUCUGCCAUCUAUCUACUAUCUAGUGCUGAAUGAAGCAAGUUUAACAGAGCUGGUGCGCUUCUUGUCUAGUUUCUCCAAUCUUCAAACACCUAAUUAGCAUUGGCCAAGCAAAUAAAACUAUUCGCGGGGUGCGCGAUGACAGCGUAGGACAGAAAUAUUUUUGCUUGACACAAUAUAAAUAUAAAGGUAUAUCGAUAGAAAAAACAGGGACUUGAUCUAACACUCCGUAAUUUGAGAAAUGAUUAGAUAAAUAUUUGCAGCAUUGCUAGGCCUUAAUUGACUCCACAUGACAGAGAUCUUACCAUAAAGACCACGCCUAUAUAUCACUAGCAGGUCAACUAUAACUAUGUUUACAUUUUUGUCCACCACGUGCCAGGCGAUCGAUUUGGUCCCCCACUAAGCACUCUUCUCGAAUAUAGUAAUACACAUUCCACAUCAGCUUGUAUCAAGGAAAUAUGACGACUGUUUUAUGUUCCUCAUUUCUGACAGCGGCUCACUAAAUCACCGUGAUUCCAUAACUCCCAUAAGUUCUUUGCUCCAUCUCUAGAUGUCAACACCCUUCAUGCAUCGAUUUCUAGUGCGCGUGCGCGGUGAUCUUAGCUACGACUUACUGUUUCAACAAUUCCCCACAAUCAUGUAUCUCAGAGAGUGAUAAAAUGUGUGACGUAUAGUUGUGAUGAUUUCAUAUGGAGGUAUAUAAAGGGCAACCAGUUGAAAAUCGGCAAGAUCUUUGAACAAUUGAAUUUGUAAGGGAGGAAAUAACAUCUAGGCGAGAGCGGUAGAACAUCUUGCACCGGGAGCCCGACCAUCAUGGCUGAGACGGAGCAACAACAACAGCAGCAACAGCCGACGCCAGAGCAGCCAACGAAACAGCUCAUUAAGCAGAAAGAAGUUAUUGCGAGCAAGGUUACUGGCACCGUGAAAUGGUUUAAUGUCAAGAGCGGAUAUGGAUUUAUCAAUAGAAAUGACACCAAAGAAGAUGUCUUUGUUCAUCAGUCUGCCAUCAUAAAAAACAACCCAAAGAAAGCAGUCCGCUCCGUGGGUGAUGGCGAGAUCGUUGAGUUCAGCGUGGUGGUUGGUGAAAAAGGUAAUGAAGCGGCCAACGUUACAGGACCCAACGGAGAGGCGGUGAGAGGAUCACCGUACGCGGCCGACAAACGUCGCGGCUACAGGCCGCAGUGGUACUACGGUGGCAGAGGGCGCGGCGGCCCGCCGAUGGUACGCGGCAGAGGCGGCAGAAUGCAGGGCCCGCCCAGGGAGAGCCAGAGCGAAGGGGACGUAAAAGGAGGCGGCGAGGGUGGUCCGCAGGCAGGACCUCCGCGUCGUUAUCGCCCGCGCAGGGGCCGCGGCGGAUACGGCGGCGGAUACUACAGGGGCCCAUACCGUGGACCACCGGGAGGUGACCAGGAGAUGAUCGGAGGGAUGGGACCGCGAGGCAGAGGACCACCAAGACGCUUCUUUAGAAGGAACUUCCGUGGAGGUCGCGGUGGCGGCGUGCGUUCCCGUUCCCAGGACAGUCAAGGAGGUGGUGCAACUAGCGGCGGCGAACAGGGGCCCGAGCAGCAGCAGCAGGGUGGCAGGGGCCAGAGGCCCAGAUACAGGAGGCGUGGCGGAGCGCAGAGACAGCGCAGUGCCAACUCGCAGUCGGACGCUCAACAGACCAACGGUCAAGGUGGGGCACAGCAGCCGGCGGCCGGUGAGGGGCAACAGCAGAACAAGCAGAGCGCUGGGGACCAGCAGAUUAAGGCUCCCGAAUCCGUCCCUGCUACCACUACUGCACCCGCAACCGAAAGGACAGCAGAAGAAAGUCAACCGGUGCAGAACACAACAACAGAAAGCAGUGCUUAAGCGCGCCACGUGAAACAUCACAAUGCGCUCAAGUGUCAACCUUAGUUUAUCUAAUAUCUCUUUUAAAUAACAACCACUGUUUAGCGCGUGAAUUAUUAUAUAAAUAAAACAUACUAUAAUACUAUAGCAGACAAAAGGCGUUUCACAGCACUUAGAUCACGAUUUACUUUUAAUGAUAUGUAUAUAUAUAUAUAUGUAUAACAUAGAUUUUUGUCAACUUAGUAGUAUCUCCCUUAACGUGUGGCGUCUUUCGUGAACAUAUACGGAGUUUGUUGCAUUUCACUUCCUCUCUGGUUGAAAAUCAGAAAUGAAAAAAUACAUUUUUGAUACUUUUAUAUUCACUUUGAUGUUUGUAGGAGCGUAUAAUUUGUAAAAUGUUUUAGGUAGCCUGUAGUUGACGUGCUUGAGGGAAAGUGGGGUUCAAACUCCGGUUAGAAUUUUUUUUGAGUAUCGCUCGGUGUGUGAAACGUCUUAAGACCUUAUGUCUAGCUGCGGUGAUUUUUUCCAUAACAAUUUGAAGAAAAAACAUGUUAAAAUUCGAUGCGUGACUUUCUAACAACAUGAGUUGCGUGUCGUAUCAAAAAAAUAUGAUAAAUGAAACAUCUAACUUUUGUUUUUCCAUCUUUGAAACAAGGGCAGAAGAUAAAACUGAAACAAAAAUUAGAAAAAACGGAUAAAAAAAUUCGUAAAAAUAAAAAACGGAACAGUUUGUUUCUCUGUAGUUUUUUCUUGGGUAUUUUUUGAUUUUCCAUCAGAUAAUGUUUGUGUGAAUGGAAAAUUAUUGGUAUUAUAUUUUGGGUGCUAUUAAGUAAUCUUGAUGUACACUCUGUCAAUCACAAUGUAAUUUGUACACAAAAAACUUGAUACAUUCGCCAAUAUGUACCAGUUGUAUUUUUAUUUGAUUUUUUUGUACAUUUUUGUUUAUAUCAUGGAAUGAGGCGGGAAAUAAAUCAACUGUUCUGGAAGCGAUUGUUUUUAUAUUAUACUAGCCUGUUACCCGCCACUUCGUACGCGUUAAAUUGUCACUAACAUAUAACGUUGUUUUUGAAUAUUGCGAUAACUACAUUGCAUUAGUUAGUAAAUUGACAGUCAACUUGCAUACUUGGAAAAUUUGGUUAUUAUUUGGUUAACCAAUCAUUACCAAUUCUUUGAAGUGAGCAUUUUAAAUUGAAGUGAAUUUUACAUUGUAAAAGUUACCUCUGCCAUAUUUCCAGUUACACACUCCUUUCUUAGUUCAAGUCUACUCAAAACAGAGCCUCAUCAUUGACCAUUUUUAGAUUCUGAAAACACCAAACAAUUUCAAACAAUCUUGCAAGUGCCUAAAGGGCACCUUAAUCCGGCCCUGUCACAAAAUCGCUUUUAGCUGAAAUAUUUUGUCCAUAAGCUACCUCCCUGCCAAAGUUCAUGUUUUUAGGUCAAAUAAUUUCCCAAAUUCCGUGAAUAGUAUGUAUUAUAUUUUCUCUAAGCCUCCUUAAUCUAUAGCCCUGUUGCGAAAUGCGUGUUUAGCUCAUAUUCCUUCUCCAUGAACUCGUACAUCUCUACUAAAUGUCAUCUUCAUAGGUUAAAUAGUGCCCGAGAUUUCGUAAUUUCUGUGUAUUUUUUCGCUUGUGUAUAUAAUUGUCGUUAGCUCCC